Messenger RNA from Sorghum bicolor (sorghum), 2402 nucleotides. Its product is annotated as putative transcription factor bHLH041. The transcript is spliced from 5 exons. Gene Ontology annotation, molecular function: protein dimerization activity. The record is from RefSeq and is a predicted model, not a curated record. Bases 185 to 1600 code for a protein of 471 amino acids. NCBI's taxonomy places the organism in Eukaryota, Viridiplantae, Streptophyta, Magnoliopsida, Poales, Poaceae.
CUCUCUCACUAUACAGCUUUGGUAGCUGCUACUAUUGCAGUCGACGACUAGCUAGAUAGCUCUCGUCUCAUAUGAGCUUAUUAAUCGGCUUCAUCAUUCGUAGAACAAGCAAGCAGUAACUAAUAACUAACUGGCCGGCUUGUUGAGGAACCAGCCACGCCUAGCUAGCUGAGACAGGUAGCAUAUGGACAUGGAUAGCUGGCUCCAUGGCUACGCCACCACCAACGCGGCCGGCAACAACGGCUUCAUGUGCGGCUACGCUGCCAGCAGCUGCACCCCUGCAGAGCUGCAGUUCAUGGAGGGCGAGCAGCAGCAGUUUCUCAUCAGCUCGCAGAUUCAGCACCACCUCAACCAGAUCAGCAUGCGCAUGAACAUGGACGACGAAGCAGCAGUCUACGUGUCUUCAAACGACGGCGACAUGCACGAUCGAUAUCCUAUCGUGGAAGGCCUCCUCGACGACCCGCACCACGCCGGCACCUGCAGCUUCCCUUCGUUCUCCUCCUCCUCGAUCUCGCUGCCUGCCUCCGCCUCCCUGUCCUGCAGCCCGGCGAGCUCCUCGGCGCACAUCCUCGCCGCGCCAGCAGCUGCGGCCGGCGGCUGCAACCAGCAGUACCCGGAGGUCUCCUCGCACGUGCCACUGUUACCACCACCACCACCGGCGCCGCACGCGGUGCCAGCAUCUUACGACCACCAGUACACCAACCGUCACGCGCCGGAGUCGCCGGCCAAAACCACCACCGGUGCGUUCAAGCACUACGCGCGGCACCUUGGUCCGAAGAGGCCGCCGAAGCCCGGCGCGUGCGGGCAGAGGAUGUUCAAGACGGCCAUGUCGGUGCUGUCCAAGAUGCACGUGGCGGCGAGGUACAGCCAGCAGCAGUACUACUACCAGGCGGCCGCCGCCGCCGAGGCGGCGCAGCCACCGUCGGUGAACCAGCUGCAGCACAUGUUCUCGGAACGCAAGCGGCGAGAGAAGCUCAACGAUAGCUUCCACGCCCUCAGGGCCGUCCUUCCCCCUGGUGCCAAAAAGGACAAGACGUCGAUACUGAUCAGGGCAAGGGAGUACGUGAGAUCGCUGGAGGCCAAGGUGGCCGAGCUCGAGGAGAAGAACAUGUCGCUCGAGUCACGGCUGACCCGCCACGACGGCGGCCGCAGCAAGAACGGCGGCAGUGGCGGCGACGACCACGACUCCGGCGAGACGACGAAGGUGCAGGUCGAGAUAACCAGGGCGGCGAACGAAGAAACGACUUUCACGCUGACGAUAGCCGUGAGGUCGUCGUCGCCGUGCAACAUGACGGACGUGGUGGUCCGGACGCUGCAGUGCCUGAAAGAGCAGAUCGGAGAUGGCGUCAGCCUGGUGGCAAUGAGCACCAGCACCAGCGGCGGCGGUGGCGCUGGGCCUGCAGCUACCGGAGUGAAGAACGCCUCUCCACGAGCUGUCCUGACGAUGCAAAUCAAGUCUCCGGGAAUCGACUGGGAGGAGCAGCCGGUCAAGGACGCCGUGGCGAAGGUCGUCGCCGACGCGCUGACGACGACGACGACAUCCGCGGCGGCCACCACCGGCAGCAGCUGCUUCGUCGAGGCUUCUCAACUCAUCAGCUAAUAAUAACCAUCCGGCCGGCCAGCACACACGCCGUUCGUGCGUACGUGCAGAUGCAGCUGUGAGACACGCACGCCGCCGCUAACCGAGAAGGAACCAAAAGACUGGACGACACGCCCCGGCGCCCGUGGAUCUUGACACCUACGAGACCAGCAACCAACCCACCAUUAUACUGUUAGCAGCUGGUCCGGCCCAGGUCAAAGCCGCGCGCGGCCGGGCGAAUGGAUCAGACACACGGCCGGACACCAUUAAUUGGCAGCAGAAGCUUAAUUAGAGAGCAUCAUCAGGCAGGGACUACGUACUGGCAUCAGGAGAAAGAAGAAGUGUCAACCUAGGACCAUUUUUUCUUCUUCAAUGACGACGUAUGGCAGAUGUUGACGGGUCGAAAGAUGAUGCAGACGAUGACGACAAAUUAUUAUUAUUAUUAAUUACAUACUUUCUUUAUUUUAAAUUAUAAGAUGUUUUGAUUUUUUUUUAGAUAUUUAGCUUUAAUUUACUAUGUAUUUAGAUGUAUGUAUAUCAUGUAUGUCUAGAUAAAGGUAAAAUCAAUGUAUAAAAAAAAUCAAAACAUCUUAUAAUUUACUACGGAGAGGAAGUGCUGAUGAUCUAUGGAAAAGUACACAGACCCUGCAUAGUACUCAUUAGCAGUAAGCAGUUGCAGCUAGGAGUAACUAAUAACAUGUGUCAGCUGUCAACCUUAAAACUUUUCAGUCGUUUCUUUAGCUAUUUAUUAAUCUGGAACUCUCUGAUUGCAUAUUAGAGCCUUAGAGAGGAGUGUGACUGUGACUGUAUGUGUUUAUAUUAG